AUGAAAGCUCCUGACACAGAUGAAAGAGAAAGGUCUGGUUGUUGAAACUUUGCUGACUUCUUGACAUAUAUGGCUCGGGCCCUGAAAGCGACAGAGUCUGCGGAAGAGCUCCCGGAUGCAUUUGCUGUAGUUUGAUUAAGCGACCAGAACGGUUACAUCAGCGCCGCGGAGCUCCGCCACGUGAUGACCAGCCUGGGUGAACGACUCACCGACAACGAGGUGGAGGAAAUGAUCAGAGAGGCAGACAUGGACGGCAAUGGCAUGAUUGCAUAUAAAGCGUCUGAGAAGUGUGUCGGGUGCGGUGCGCGGUGUGCGUUGUGCGGUGCGAUUGGAUGCGGUGUCGUGUGCGAUUCGAUGCGAUGCGGUGUCGUGUGUGGCGCGGUGUCGUGUGCGGUGCGGUGCGGUGCGUCUUGGCGCAUUGCGAUAACGGAUAUCAGAGUCUGGCGACGUUACAAGAUAGGUGUUUUUAUCUCCACCAGUGUUACCUUUAUCAUUGGUGAACCAAGACAUGGCGCAUUUGUCAGAAAACAAACGGCAGAGUACCAGGAAGCGUUCGAUCUGUUCGACAAGGACGGUGACGGCACCAUCACCACGGUGGAACUCGGCGACGUCAUCCGCAGCCUUGGUGGAGAGGUGACGGAAAGUCAGCUGGCAGACAUCGUCAUGGAGGUUGACACCAAUAAAAACGGCAAAAUCGAGUUUAGCGAGUUUGCAGCGAUGAUGGCAAACGCGUUGGAUGAACGGCAGUCGGACAGUGAAAUGUUGAGAGCGUUUAAAGUGUUUGAUAAAGACAAUAACGGGUUCAUCAGUAGAUCCGAGCUUCGGCAGGUCAUGGUGUCCUUGGAGGGUCAAAAGGUCACCGAACAGGAAAUCAACGAGAUGAUCAAGGAGGCUGAUGUGGAUGGGGACGGAAGGAUCAAUUACGAAGAAUUUGUUCGGAUGAUUGCAACCAAAUGACGUAUGUGAUGUACUAUGACGGGUGAAGAAGGCGAAUAUCAAAGAGAGUGUUUCAUCGUUCGGUGCUUUACCACUAUAUAUGUAUUUUAGUAUUGGUUUUAUAAACAGUACAAGUAUAA
Haliotis rubra (blacklip abalone) is the source of this 1076-nucleotide messenger RNA. Its product is annotated as calcineurin subunit B type 2-like. NCBI's taxonomy places the organism in Eukaryota, Metazoa, Mollusca, Gastropoda, Lepetellida, Haliotidae. The record is from RefSeq and is a predicted model, not a curated record. Gene Ontology annotation, molecular function: calcium ion binding; enzyme regulator activity.